GGUUGGAGUAGAGAAAGAGAAGCAGGAGGGGGGGCUCCAUCGCUAGGUUGUCUCCAAGCUAUGCUGCUGCCAGUAGCAGGUUGCCAAGCAGUUAUCAUUGCUUCUGUGAUGCAGAGGCUGUUGCUAAUUGUAAAGAGCCUUGUAUCUUUGCAUCUCCCUUGACUUUAUUUAUCAUUUUGCAUUCUUUAAUCCUUGUGUGAGGGGCUUCCUUUUUUUCCCCCUGUAAUAUGCCUUUGAAUGGAUAGAAGACUGUUGUGAUGGAGUGAGUAGUAACUCGUUCUUUUGGCUUUGGGGCAUUUUAACAAGACGCUAGCAUCGCCUAGACCGGUGCGGUGGGCACAAGUGGGGGGCGAUCAUGACCACAGCUAAGGAACAAAAUCCCCCAGCGAAGACAGCGCAUCAGCAGGAGCAGGAGCUGGUGGGGAGUAACCCUCCACAGAGGAACUGGAAAGGAAUUGCCAUUGCCCUGCUGGUUAUCCUCAUCAUCUGUUCCAUGAUUGUCACAUCUGUCAUACUACUAACUCCAGUGGAAGAUAAUAGCCUGUCACUCAAGAAGAAGGUAUCGCUGCAAGAUUUGGUCAGUGGAGAGUUUGCAAUCCAUGAUACUGAGGCUAAAUGGAUAAAUGGCAAAGAAUUGUUAUUUAGAACACAACAGGGUCAUGUGGUGAAGCUGAAUGUAGAGCGGAAUGAGUCAACGUUAUUGAUAGAGAAGAAGAUGUUUGAUACGUUUAGGGUCAGCAAAUAUGAAGUAUCUCCAGAUAUGAAGUAUGUUCUACUUGCGUUUAAUGUCAAACCGAUUUAUCAGCACUCUUUUACUGCGCAGUAUGCCCUGUGUAACCUCAUCACAAGUAAACUUACUGAUUUAAACCCACCUGAAGUAGAGGUAGAGAAAGCAUAUCUCCAGUAUGCUGGAUGGGGCCCCAAAGGACAACAACUGAUUUUCAUAUUCGAAAAUAACAUCUUCUAUAAAAUGAAUGCAGACAGCCGACCCAUCCGCCUGGUCUCUACUGGGAAAGAAGGAGUCAUCUUUAACGGGCUGAGCGACUGGCUUUAUGAAGAGGAAAUAUUUAAAAGUCACAUUGCUCACUGGUGGGCUCCAGAUGGCGCCAGAUUAGUGUAUGCAACAAUCAAUGACACCAAAGUCCCCACCAUGGAGAUUCCAGUGUAUACGGGAUCAGUUUACCCAACCGUCAAAAACUAUCAUUAUCCAAAGGCUGGCUUUGAGAAUCCAGUUGUCACCUUACAUGUUGUGAACUUGAAUGGGCCUCUUCACCACGUGGAAAUGAUUACCCCCGAUGAUCAAAGAAUGAGAGAGUACUAUAUAACCAUGGUAAAAUGGGCAACCAACACCAAGGUGGCAGUGAACUGGUUAAACAGGGCCCAGAACAUCUCCAUCUUGACUCUGUGCGAUGCCAUAACGGGAGUAUGCACAAAGAAACAUGAAGAUGAAAGUGAGGCCUGGUUACACCGGCAGAAUGAACAGCCUAUCUUCUCCAAAGACGGCAGAAAGUUCUUCUUUGUGAGAGCCAUUCCACAGCUGGGUCGCGGCAAGUUCCAUCAUAUCGCUGUUUCUUCAUCUCAGGCUAACAACAGCAAUGACAACUUACAGUCUAUAACAUCGGGAGACUGGGAUGUAACGGAGAUCCUGGCAUAUGAUGAAAAAAAUCAAAAAAUCUAUUUCCUCAGUACAGAAGAUGGCCCAACAAGGAGACACUUAUACAGCACGAACACCAAUGGGAGCUUCAACAGGCAAUGCAUCUCGUGCCUACUGAUUGAAAACUGUACUUAUGUCAGUGCUUCCUUCAGUCACACUCUGGAGUACUUCUUACUGAAAUGUGAAGGUCCGAGGAUUCCUACAGUAACUAUACAUAACACAACUGACAACCAAAGUCUAAUUGAGCUAGAAAACAACUCCAAAGUGAAAGCUGUGAUAGAAGACAGACAAAUGCCUUACUCAGAGUUUGUACACAUUCAACUGGAUGACUACAAAUUGCCGAUGCAGAUUAUCAAGCCAGCAACCUUCAUAAACACGGCACAUUAUCCUCUACUGCUUGUUGUUGACGGCAGCCCAGGAAGUCAGAGCGUGUCAGAGAAGUUUGAAAUCGAUUGGACAACUGUGCUGGUCAGUUCCUACAGUGCAAUAGUCGUAAAAUUCGAUGGACGUGGAAGUGGAUUUCAAGGAACAAAGCUUUUACAUGAAGUGAGGAAAGGGCUGGGAAGUUUCCAAGAGAGAGAUCAGCUGAUUGCACUGAGUACAUUAUUAAAAGAACAAUACAUAGACAAGACGCGAGUUGGCGUAUUUGGAAAGGGAUAUGGAGGAUACUUGAGCUCACGUCUUAUCACAUUAACAGCAGAUGACCUUUUUACGUGUGGUGCUUCACUCUCUCCAAUUACAGAUUUUAAACUAUAUGCCUCUGCCUUUUCUGAGCGAUACCUGGGGUUACAUACAAUUGAUAAUGGUGCAUAUGAGUUGGCCAAAAUAACCGUUCGUGAGUCCUUAUCGAAUAAAGCUAAAUUUUUGAUUAUCCAUGCCACUGCAGAUGAAAAAAUCCACUUCCAACACACUGCGGAACUUAUAACGAAUUUAGUGAAAGCCAAAGCCAAUUAUUCCUUACUGAUAUACCCAGAUGAGAACCAUUAUAUGAAGACCCCAUUGAUGGAACAGCACCUGCACAAGUCCAUUGUGAAUUUUUUUGAAGAAUGCUUCAGAGUUCAAGACAAGCCUCCCGUAGUAGCCAUAGAGGAAGAGGAGGAGGAUUAACUUUUGUUCGUGCCAAGCACAAACCAUUUCUUACAGAACAAUAUGCAACUGAAUAGUUUUCCUUGGAAAAUUACAAAAUGUUAUGUUUAGCAUGUGUUAAUGGAACAGUGCCCUCAAUGGCUAACCAGACCCCAAAGUUUCCUCUGCAGAAGGACAUAAAGCAUGGUGAACUCGGCCCAACCUGCUGUCUGAAAACACUGCUUUUUGUUACUAAUGGGAAUCUGUGGUACGUCAAAACACAAUGAGGCAGAAAAGAAAAAACACCAACCAUUGAAGAAGUGAGACCUUCAGCGGAACUCCAAAAGGACUUGGACUAGACAACCUGUUAAAGUUCAUGACAUUGGUAGCAUUCAACCCAUUCUUAUUAUCACACUUAAUUACCAUUGCAUUCAAGUCUGAAGAAACUAAUACUAUUAGUUCAAAAGGGAUUAUAGCACAAUUAUUUUAUUAAUACUAAUUUACAGUUUGCUUGCUCACAUCAUGAAAUAAAAAAAAUGGCAACUUUCAGGGCAGCAUAAACAAAGACAAUGUAAUAAUCUUGCUAAAAUCAUGUGCAUCAUUAUGUAAUUAUCUCAUUUUUUUUCUUUCUUGUUUCUACUGGCUUCAUUGUGGUUUCUUUAUAACCCAUACCUUUUCUUUACAAACUGCUUCAGAGUAUGAAAGAUGUGUACCAUUACUUACAAUGUCUUGGACUGUGUAUCUCGUUGACUGUUUUUCAUGAAGACCCGAUUGGUAUUUGUUAGUUUAGUAACUUCCUGUUUGGGGUGGAAGCAAGCCUUUGUCAAUUACAGGCUAUACAUAUUUGGGAGUCUUUUCAAAGAAUUUUUUUUAACUGAUCAUCCGUGUAAUACAUUGGCAUUAAUGCCAAUAUACCCUUUUGUAAAAUCUGAAAGUCUGUCUAAAUCAGAUUUGUUUUGGAUAGACUGGAGAAGAGUAGAACCCCUCGCAGGUUUCCAUUGCUGUCUCUUUCUUUACUUAGGAGAUUCACCCUCUUAAAAUGUCAUAGUAACCAGUGUCACGGUCCUAAAGUGAGAGAAGAUCUGACAUUCUGAGUAAUCCAGUGAACCGUAAUUGAGGGGAAAUCUUGUAAAGAUGAAACCUGUUUCAGUAUCAACUGUCUAAGAGAUGAUUUCGCCACUCACUUUCUGUUGUGGCUCAAGAUAGAAAGUAAUGUAGAAUCUCCCCAGUAGGACACAGACAGCAAAGAAAACUUUGGGGUUUUAACCAUUGGCUUCUCUAUCCAAAACAAAAAAAGUUUUGGCUUAAGAUACAAUAUACUUUAAUAGAUUUUAAACUCUCAAAAACACAUAAUAUAAGAGCAUUUUGACCAAGGUGACAUACAUCAUUUGGUGAUACAGGAAUCGGUGGCUGUUAGCAAGUGUGCUUUCAAUUGAAAUGUAAAUUGCCCAACAAUCAUUUUUCUCUCUUCUUUCAAGUAUAAGAAAUAUAAACAAAAACACAGAUUGGAUUUUUUUGCAGUUGUUUCUCUGAUGCUAGCAAGCCAAUUACUUUAGAUAUUAGUCUGUAAUGUUAUUUGCUACCAGUAAUAAACCAUCAUUCUAGUCAUGUACAUGAAAAAUAUAUUACUCUUCGCUCUCUCUUUCUCAUUUAUGACUAACACAAACCAAGGACAAAAUCUCAAACAGAUAAAAAAAAGUUAUAAAACGUAAAGCAUACUACAAGGUGGUUGAUAUAUUGAUUGGAAGGAAAACAUGGAUGUAUUUUCUAAAGUGCUGCGUGGAACAAGGUAACAAGGGAGUGAAACAAAGGUGAAUUAAAAUCCAAACUAAAAAACG
Rana temporaria (common frog) is the source of this 4557-nucleotide messenger RNA. It is a transcript of the gene DPP6, whose product is annotated as dipeptidyl peptidase like 6. The coding region runs from base 356 to 2761 and encodes 801 amino acids. The record is from RefSeq and is a predicted model, not a curated record. Gene Ontology annotation, biological process: proteolysis. Gene Ontology annotation, molecular function: dipeptidyl-peptidase activity; serine-type peptidase activity. Lineage: Eukaryota; Metazoa; Chordata; Amphibia; Anura; Ranidae. The transcript is spliced from 26 exons.